AUGGCGGCCACUCCCAUCCCUCUGCUCCUCCUCCUCGCGGCCACACUCGCCGCGGCCGCCGACCUCUCCGUCUACCACAAUGUGCACCCUCCGUCCACCUCCCCGCUCGAGUCCAUCAUCGCGCUAGCCCGCGACGACAACGCGCGCCUCCUCUUCCUCUCCUCCAAGGCCGCCUCCACCGGCGUCACCUCCGCUCCCGUCGCCUCCGGCCAGACCCCGCCCUCCUACGUCGUGCGCGCCGGCCUCGGUUCCCCGGCGCAGCCCAUCCUCCUGGCCCUCGACACCAGCGCCGACGCCACCUGGGCGCACUGCUCCCCGUGCGGCACCUGCCCGACCAGCAGCCUCUUCGUCCCGGCCAACUCCACCUCCUACGCGCCCCUCCCCUGCUCCUCCACCAUGUGCUCCGUCCUCCAGGGCCAGCCCUGCCCGUCCCAGGACCCCUACGACAGCGCCACGCCGCUGCCGUCCUGCGCCUUCUCCAAGCCCUUCGCCGACGCCUCCUUCGACGCGUCGCUGGCCAGCGACUGGCUGCGCCUGGGCAAGGACGCCAUCCCCAACUACGCCUUCGGCUGCGUCGGCUCGGUGACCGGGCCGACGUCCAACCUGCCGAGGCAGGGGCUGCUGGGUCUCGGCCGGGGCCCCAUGGCCCUGCUAUCCCAGGUCGGGAACAUGUACAGCGGCGUCUUCUCCUACUGCCUGCCCAGCUACAAGUCCUACUACUUCUCCGGCUCGCUCCGCCUGGGCGCCGCCGGCCAGCCCACGCGCGCGAGGUACACGCCGAUGCUGAAGAACCCGCACCGCUCGUCCCUCUACUACGUGAACGUGACCGGGCUCAGCGUGGGCCGGUCGCCCGUGAAGGUCCCCGCGGGGUCGUUCGCGUUCGACCCCAGCACCGGCGCCGGCACGGUGAUCGACUCGGGCACGGUGAUCACGCGGUGGACGGCGCCCGUGUACGCGGCGCUGCGGGAGGAGUUCCGCCGCCACGUGGCGGCGCCGAGCGGGUACACGUCGCUGGGCGCCUUCGACACGUGCUUCAACACCGACGAGGUAGCGGCCGGGGGCGCGCCGGCCGUGACCAUCCACAUGGACGGCGGCGUCGACCUGGCGCUACCGAUGGAGAACACGCUCAUCCACAGCAGCGCCACGCCGCUCGCGUGCCUGGCCAUGGCCGAGGCGCCGCAGAACGUGAACGCCGUCGUCAACGUCAUCGCCAACCUGCAGCAGCAGAACGUGAGGGUCGUCUUCGACGCCGCCAACUCCCGGGUGGGAUUCGCGCGCGAGUCCUGCAACUGA
This is a messenger RNA of Lolium rigidum, 1293 nucleotides long. Its product is annotated as aspartyl protease 25-like. Gene Ontology annotation, molecular function: aspartic-type endopeptidase activity. Gene Ontology annotation, biological process: proteolysis. The coding region runs from base 1 to 1293 and encodes 430 amino acids. The transcript has a single exon. The record is from RefSeq and is a predicted model, not a curated record. Lineage: Eukaryota; Viridiplantae; Streptophyta; Magnoliopsida; Poales; Poaceae.